CGCUCCGCUCGGCCCCGCCUGCGGGGGGGGGCGGCCCCGCGGGCGGGGCGCACUGGGGCCGCCCGCCAUGGCCGCCUCCCGCCUGCCGCCCGCCGCGCUCAGCCUCAAGCAGGUACCGCCUCGCGCGUCUGCCCGCCCGCCCCGCUCCCACGGCCCGGCCGGGUUCUUGAGAAGGCAGCAAGUUCUUCAGUUAUACAGAAGAAUUCUGCGGGCUAUUCGUGAGGUACCUAAUGAAGAUGAUCGACACUAUCUCAAGCAGUGGACAAGGGAAGAAUUCAAAAGAAAUAAAGAUGCUACAGAAGAGGAUACAAUUAAGAUGAUGAUAACUCAUGGCAACAUUCAACUUCAGGAGCUUAAGAAAACACUUCAGCUGGCAAAAUCCUGACUUUAUUUCACUGAGAACCAAUGGACUUUAUCCCAGUGAGAAAUACAGCACUUAAUGCACCAGUUGGUCAAGACAGUGGCCUUGUACUAAAAUACUCGUAAUGUGUAAAGAUGGAAUACAGUAUAAAGGGGUUUUUUUCUUG
Messenger RNA from Alligator mississippiensis (American alligator), 527 nucleotides. RefSeq names its product LYR motif containing 2 (gene LYRM2). NCBI's taxonomy places the organism in Eukaryota, Metazoa, Chordata, Crocodylia, Alligatoridae. Gene Ontology annotation, cellular component: mitochondrion. The transcript has 3 exons. The coding region runs from base 68 to 385 and encodes 105 amino acids. The record is from RefSeq and is a predicted model, not a curated record.